UCAAUCGCAAGACUUUAUACCAUGAAUGAUAGGCUGUAUUUUUUGUUAGCAAUUUCUUUUAAAAUGUGAGUUUAUUAUGACACGUUUCGUUUUGUUUGCGUUUGUUCUAAGAUAUAAUGUCACUGAUGGGCUUUAUCUUCAGAGGUUCAUGCACCAAACCCCUUCGAAUGUUUGGCACAAUAACACAACGAAUUAGCAGGUUUUCAUCAAAUAGUUUGGUAGCGCUCGGAAAUUCUUAGAGCCCCCAGGGCUUCUUGUUUACUUUCAAAUUGGCAAUAGAUUAUAGUAUAACAUUUUUUAUAAGCCUAAACAAACGUAAAAACUCUCUAAAUCUCUGUAAAAGAAUUUAAGCUUUGCUUUAGUGUAAUUAAUUUUUUGAUAAUUAUAAUAUUUAUUUUAAACAAUUGCCAUUGAACAACACUAAGAGAACUAUCCUCGUUCAUCCACGAUAAAAAUGUUUUUGUUUCACAAACUUUAAGUAAACACAUAUAUCUGCUUGUUUGAUAUGUAAAUAAAGUCUUAGCAUCCUGAAUUUUUAGUGUAAUUUAAUAGUUAGUUUAUACAAGCAACUCGCGAAACAAGACUGAAGAGUGUCGUGUAACGAUAAACAGAUGUUAAGAUUAAAGAAAAAAUAAUGGCUUCUCAAAGGAAAUGUUUUGUUGUGGCUGCAAUAGGAGUUGCUCUACUCAUCUUGAUCGUUAUCAUUGUUGUCAUUGCUGUUAAGAAAGAUGAUGAUGAUGAUGGUAAUACCAAAAAAAAUGCAGCUCAGAGAUAUUCUAAAGCAGCUGUAGCCGCAGACGCUGAAAUCUGCUCCAAAGUAGGCGCUGAUAUAUUGCGACAGAAUGGCACUGCCGUGGACAGUGCCAUAGCAUCAAUGUUUUGCAUUGGUGUGAUCAAUCUUCAUUCGUGUGGAAUUGGUGGUGGAGCAUUUCUUGUGCUGUAUAAACAAAAAACUAAAAAGUUCACAGUCUACGAUUUCCGAGAAGAAGCACCGUACUUUGCUACUAGAGAUAUGUUUGUGAAGAAUCCUGAACUCUCAAGAUUUGGUGGUAUGGCAAUAGCUGUUCCUGGUUUAGUUAAAGGUUUAUGGACUCUCCAUCAGAAUCACGGCAGAUUAAAUUGGAGUUUACUGAUUGAGCCGUCUAUUAAACUUGCCGAGGAAGGGUUCAAAAUCACGAAGCCUGUCGCCAGUACCAUUAGCAAAUAUGGACAACAUCCAAAUACAUCUGAAGGUUUGAAGAAACUAAUAACUGAUGUCAAUGGUAAAAAUUUAAAGGAGGGUGAUUUGCUGGUUAACAAGGAGUUAGCUGCUACAAUGAGAAAGAUUCAAAAAGAUGCUGAAGAUUUUUACACAGGAGAAUUGGCGAAGAAGAUUGUUGAUGAUGUUAGUAAAGCUAAAGGUAACAUUACAUUAACUGAUUUGAAGAAUUACAGCGUAAAAAGAAGAAAUGUUACCAAAUUAACCUUACCAAAUGGUGAUGUACUGAACACAAUGAGCGCACCUGGUGGUGGACCCAUUCUGGCUAUGAUCCACAACAUUAUGACGGGUUACAACCUUUCUAACUACAAUUUGGAUCAAUUGGAAGAUCAAGUAGAUUACUAUCAUAAAUUGGUGGAGUCAAUGAAGUUUGCGUAUGCUCAAAGAGGACUGCUGGGUGAUCCAGACUUCGUACCUGAAAAAAAUAUUAGCCAGGUCUAUAAAAUUGUGACAGACUUAAAUGUUGGGAAAAAAAUACGAGAGAAGAAAUUGUGGAUGAAUCAAACCCACGAACCUCCUUAUUAUGGAGGAUCUUGGGGUGAAGAUGAUUUCGGCACAUCUCAUCUUUCGAUUCUAUCUGAAGAUGGAGAUGCUGUGGCAGCAACUUCUACUAUCAAUUACGCAUUUGGUUCAUUGGUUCGCUCAUUAGACACAGGGAUCAUAUACAACAAUGAAAUGGAUGAUUUCUCUACUCCAGGAGUGUCCAACUUAUAUGGCUAUCCUCCAUCUCCAGCUAACUUUAUUGAACCUCGUAAACGCCCGCUAUCCUCCAUGUCACCCUCCAUUGUAACAGAUAAAAAUGGAGAUGUGAAAAUGAUUGCAGGUGCGUCUGGUGGAUCAAGGAUUAUUUCUGGAACUGCUCAGGUCUUGUUAAAGAAGCUUUAUAUAGGAGAAGAACUUGGUGAAGCUGUUUCAUCAUUCCGAUUACAUCAUCAAGGAAUUCCAAACAACAUUACAUAUAACCCGAAAAGAGCGCCAUCGAAAGAACUUUUAAAGCGUUUAAAGAAGCUUGGUCAUACGUUCCUUGAGAAAACAUCUAUUAGCGUUGUUCAAGCAAUUUAUAAAAAGGGAGAUGUUAUAUCUGCAAUGUCUGACCCUAGAAAACACGGGAAGCCAGAUGGUUAUUAAAUUCAAAGUUUAAUGAUUAUGGUAUUUUGGGUAUUAUAGAUAAAGCAGGCCGACCACAGCGUUCCAAAUUUGUUCACAUCCUAAAUUUCCUUUAAAAUGUUGUGUCUACUUAGUUUUUUUUUACAAAUUUUAAAUAAUUUUUAUCUAUUCCCUUUAACAGCAGUUUUGCUUUUUUUAGACAUAUAAUCAGCACAUGCAUGGUAUAAAACUUUUCUUUAUUUGGUCGUGUUUUUAAGAGAAAGCCACAUGGAGACAUGGUUUCGUAAAUUAGAAUCAAAAGCUACCCCAAAACCUACCUGAAAAUCUUCCUAAUCAUAAAAUUAGAAAAUUUUUUAAAAAGCAAAUUAAAAGAUUAGUGAAAGAUUAUGUACGAAAGGUACAUACACAAAUAAAUAUAUGUUAUUAUUAUUAAUGUGUGAAGACUAAAGAACAAAAAUUGUAUAAAUUUAUAAUAUAUAUCAUACGAAUCAAUAUAAACAAUAGUUUUUAUUCUUUUUAGUCUGGCUUUUUGAUCAUGCGUGUUGGCAUUGUUAGACGAACUUUUAUCUACCUUUUUUAAAUAAAGUUUUUGCGGCGCGUGAAAAUUCUUAUAGAUUGUGUGCUUAGGGCACACUAAGUCAUACCAAGAAGUACAUUAACUUAGUUGUGUCUAAAUUACGCUUGUAUUUUGUUUGCGCGGAAGUUUCCUAAGGUCACAAUUGCGUCUGUUGACAAUAAGUAAGUAAGUAACGGGAAGUUGUAAUGUCUUUGGGGAUUCCAUCCAAAUGGCUCGCCUGCUCUGCCUCCCCUCCAACUGUAACUAUGUUACAUUACCGCCAGAGAUACGUAUAGCAUUGCUCCAACUUGCUUACCUGCCACACCAGCCGGUUAGCGGCCAGUAGAUGGUAUUAAAUAGGCUGUCAACACUACAUUUAAAGUGUGCCGAGGUGG
Hydractinia symbiolongicarpus is the source of this 3316-nucleotide messenger RNA. RefSeq names its product glutathione hydrolase 1 proenzyme-like. The coding region runs from base 635 to 2386 and encodes 583 amino acids. Gene Ontology annotation, biological process: glutathione catabolic process. Gene Ontology annotation, cellular component: plasma membrane. Lineage: Eukaryota; Metazoa; Cnidaria; Hydrozoa; Anthoathecata; Hydractiniidae. The record is from RefSeq and is a predicted model, not a curated record. Gene Ontology annotation, molecular function: glutathione gamma-glutamate hydrolase. The transcript has 9 exons.